This is a messenger RNA of Knipowitschia caucasica, 1281 nucleotides long. Lineage: Eukaryota; Metazoa; Chordata; Actinopteri; Gobiiformes; Gobiidae. The record is from the annotation of a GenBank genome assembly.
AUGGAGCCCGCAGCCUGGGGAGGGGGGGGGGGGGGGGGGGCAGUCCCAGCAGAACCCCCCCCCCUGAGUCCGAUCCAUGAGCCUGGCACCAGAAAAGCCCUCCGCUCCUCGACACGUGUCAGGAGCCCGGUGACGCAGCAGGGCCCCGUAGAUAAGGACCAGGGGGAGUCCGAGCGGGACCUGGGUUGUUGGUUUUUGGGGGGCCAGCCUUACUCGGUCCUAUCACGAUCACCACGGCAGAGCAGGGAGAGGCUGCUCUUCCACCGCGCUCGAUCCGAGGAGAACGCGUACAGCAUCAUCCCGUCCGCGGCUGCCAUGCUCUUCCACGGGCUGCCCGCGGGUGACGUGCACGGCGUCGUGGAGGAGAUGGAGCGGCGGGCCCUGAAGAGCGAGUCCACGGCCAUCAGCUCUGCCAUCGACAUGGGAGAGAGCGAGACGACCAUGCCGUGCCUGUCCGGGGAGCGCGUGGCCCUGUGCGCGGGCUGCGGGAGGAAGAUCUCGGACCGGUACUACCUCCUGGCCGUGGACAAACAGUGGCACAUGCGCUGCUUAAAGUGCUGCGAGUGUAGACUCAACCUGGAGUCAGAACUGACCUGCUUCAGCAAGGACGGCUCCAUCUACUGCAAGGAUGAUUACUACAGGUACGAGCACAGGUACAAGCACAGGUACAACCUCAGGGACGGCUCCAUCUACUGCAAGGAUGAUUACUACAGGUACGAGCACAGGUACAAGCACAGGUACAACCUCAGGGACGGCUCCAUCUACUGCAAGGAUGAUUACUACAGGUACGAGCACAGGUACACGCACAGGUACAACCUCAGGGACGGCUCCAUCUACUGCAAGGACGAUUACUACAGGUACGAGCACAGGUACAAGCACAGGUACAACCUCAAGGACGGCUCCAUCUACUGCAAGGAUGAUUACUACAGGUACGAGCACAGGUACAAGCACAGGUACAACCUCAGGGACGGCUCCAUCUACUGCAAGGACGAUUACUACAGGUACGAGCACAGGUACAAGCACAGGUACAAGCACAGGGACGGCUCCAUCUACUGCAAAGAUAAUUACUACAGGUACGAGCACAGGUACAAGCACAGGUACAACCUCAGGGACGGCUCCAUCUACUGCAAGGACGAUUACUACAGGUACGAGCACAGGUACAAGCACAGGUACAAGCACAGGGACGGCUCCAUCUACUGCAAAGAUAAUUACUACAGGUACGAGCACAGGUACAAGCACAGGGACGAAUCAAUCUACUGCAAAGAGGAUUGCUACAGGUAG